Messenger RNA from Geosmithia morbida, 2340 nucleotides. Its product is annotated as Plasma-membrane choline transporter. Bases 1 to 2340 code for a protein of 779 amino acids. Gene Ontology annotation, molecular function: transmembrane transporter activity. The transcript has 2 exons. NCBI's taxonomy places the organism in Eukaryota, Fungi, Ascomycota, Sordariomycetes, Hypocreales, Bionectriaceae. Gene Ontology annotation, biological process: transmembrane transport. Gene Ontology annotation, cellular component: plasma membrane. The record is from RefSeq and is a predicted model, not a curated record.
AUGUUUUCAGAGUAUGCGUCACGGUUCCUGGCCCAGUCGCAGUCGAGGUUCUCCAACUUUGCUGGACAGCCGGCCGACGUGACCGACGACAGCCACAAUCGCAGCCGCAACUCCACACAGCGCUACGACGACUGGGGCGCUCCGAAUGCCGGACCCUCGCGACGAGGCCAGGGACCCCAUCGAUCCUACCUAUCCCGCGGCAACCCUUACCAUCAGAACGGCGCCGGCUCUAGAUUCGGCAACCUCGCCUUUGCAUCCCGCAUAGCCGCACCCCAGGAUGCCCCCCUCUUCCACAGCACACUCGACGAGUUCCGCGAAGAGGACGAUGAGCAGGAGCGUGACCGGGAGGCGGCCGACCUGUUUGCCCUGCAGCGGUCCCGUCGGGUAGCCGCCGCGAGCAAGCUUGCCGAGAGUACGGAUUCCGAAGCCCAGAGCCGUGCGUCCAUCGACGACAGCGAGACCACCGAUAACCCCUACCGGAACCGUCACCGUGGCAUCAGGAGUAGCUGGACGGGUACACGGAGCACGACGAGGCCUCGUCUCGCAGACGAGGACGCUCUGCGUGAAGAGGACGAGGAAGAGGACCGUGCCGCAGGCAUCGCUAUCCACGACGACGAUAACGGCAACGACGACGAUAGUGAGCAUAGCCGCGAUGACGGCAGGGGCAGGAUGGUCGACGUCGGGCUCGAGUCCCGCGCCGAUUUGGACGAUGACCCCCCCACAUCACUGCUGGGCGACGCUGACGACUCGAGCCCGCCUCCCUUUCAGCGGUUCAAGGCCGAGUCGGAGAGGGAACCCUUCAUGGCCAACGAGAGCGACGACGCAGACGACAUGCAGAGCAGCGUUCCUCGGUCCUUGGUCGACGAGGAGCAAGAGACCGCCCAGACCACGAUUCUCUCCCCAGAGGGCGAGAUAUUCCACCACGACCCUUUCUUCGCCUGGAUCUUCCUCAUCUGCUUUGCCGGCAUGAUAUCGACAUUCGUUCUCGUCUGGCUCAACACGGCUCCCCAGAGCAGUCCGGUCGGCGACACCAUCUACAUGACGCUGCAGAAGUCAUUUAAUAUGCUGGCAGUCGACACGGUGGUGGCGAUCCUAGUCUCGUUCGUCUGGCUCGCAGCCCUGAGGUCCUUUGUGCGGCCCCUGGUCAACAUCAUCCUCAUUGCUGUGCCCAUCAUCAUGCUGUCCUUUUCGCUCUAUACCUUUAUCUCGUCGUUCAAGGGCCAGACGCACGGGUCGAGCAUCCAGGACAAGGUGAUGCGCUGGCUGGCACUGGUCCCCGCCUUCUCGUGCAUCAUGUGGCUCUGGCUCGUUGUCAAGGGACGGAGAUCUAUCCAGCAGGCUGUCGAGAUCUUGCAGUUCUCAAGCAAGAUCCUCGCGCAGAAUUCGGGACUCCUGCUUGUCGGGUUCGGGUGCCUGGCCCUGAUUGUCGUGUGGACCUGGGCGUGGCUGGCCAUGUUCACGCGCGUCUUCAUGGGCGGCUACUUCUCCAAGAGCCUGGUGCGGUUCGUGAUCCGCCUGUCGAGCUGGUGGCUGGGAGCAGCCUUCGUGCUCAUGUACAUGUGGACCCUCUCGAUAAUCAACGCGGUCCACAGGGCCACGACGGCGGCGACCGUGUCGCAGUGGUACUUUCACCGCAACGCGGGGCCCGCGACGCCGUCCAAGGAGAUUGUGGCGGCGGCGCUGCACCACGCAGCGACGUCCAUCUUCGGCACCAUCUGCGAGUCGACGCUGCUGUCGCUCCUCGUCCGCGCGCCCCUGAUCUUCCUGCCCCGGCGCCUGGGCAUGACGAUUGCCAACAUCGCCUCGUUCUGGAUCCCGACACCCAUCACCGCCCUCACCAACCCCCUGACCGUAACGUACGCGGCCAUCCACUCGCACAACCUAUCGAGGUCGGCGCGCGGGCUGGAGCAGAUGGAGGUCAUCUCCCCCGCCAUACCGACAACGACGCUGACGCCCAGGUCUCUGCGCGUCCGGGGCGAGGGCAACGGACUGCUCCCCUACCGCCUCGCCAAGCUCCUCCUCGUGGCCACGCGCCUCAUCAUGGCCACGGCCCUGGGAUUUGCCGGGUGGGUCAUGACGGCCAAGCAGCUGCGCGUCCAGCUGCCCGACGGCAUGGGCGUGCGCGGCUCCGCGUACGCCUACGUCGUGGGUCUCAUGGCCAGCUUCAUCGGGUACUCUGUCAUGGGCGCCAUGGAGGGUAUCCUGAGCGGCAUCGUCGACGCGGUGCUCAUCUGCUACGGGAGCGAGCGGAGGAUGGAGAGGGGCCACGGGCGGUUCUGCCUCGAGGCCGCGUACCUCUUUGGUGAGCGGCGAGGUGGUGAGAUCGGAGGGUACGCCUAG